UCAGCUCUUCAUGUUAAACAUGUAAGCAGGAAAGAAACACCCAAAACUCAUCUGAACACACACCGAGAGCUUCAGAAGAACUGAAUCUACUAACAACAGAGAAGAUCAUUUAAUAAGAGAAGAAUGAAGAUCAUCUGGACUUUCACUCUGAUGAUGAUUCCUGGUGUCGUGAGCUCCAUGAGUGUGACAGGAUAUUCAGGAGGAGGAGUCAACAUCACAUGCGAAUAUGAUAAAAAAUAUAAAGAGAAUACAAAGUAUUUUUGUAAAGGAGAUUGGCUGAGCUGCAUAGACAGAAUCAGGACUGAUAUUAAAGAUAAAUGGUUUGAUGAUGGAAGAUUCUCUCUGUAUGACGACACAAGAUCAGCAGUCUUCACUGUGACCAUCAGAAAUCUGACAGAAGAGGAUUCUGGGACGUACCACUGUGGAGUUGAUAUACCUACAGGAAUAGAUUCCUCCACUGAAGUGAAGCUGAAGAUUUCAACAGGUCAACAAACCAGGACUGUGAGAGGAUAUUCAGGAGGAAACAUCAUUAUAAACUACAAAUAUGAGCUGAUACACACAAAUCAUGUGAUAGACGUCUGUAAAACAUCAUCAGAUCAGUGUUUUACUGUAAUAAACACCAACAGAAGCACAGAAUGGAAACGUGACAGACGAUUCUCCGCUCAUGAUGACACAUCUGCAGGACUCUUACGUCUGUUUAUCAGAGAUCUGAACGAGAACGACUCUGGAGAAUAUAAGAUUAUAGUCAAAGUUUCUGAAGACUACAGUUUCUUCUCUGAGUUUGAUCUGGACAUUAAGACGGAUGAUUGUUGUGUGAAGAGCAUCAGUCUAUCAGCUUCUGCUGGAGGAUCUGUGAACAUCAACUGCAAAUACCCACAAUCCCACAGUGGUGAUGUGAAGUUUGUGUGCUGGAGAUCUGGAGCUGAUCUCUGUGCUAAAGAGACGCCUGUGAAUGAGAGCAGAAGAUGGAGGGAUGAGGGAAAGAUCCAGCUGUAUGAUGACAGAGAACAGCAGCUCCUGACGGGAAGCAUCAGUCAUGUGACUGAAGAAAAUUCAGAAUACUGGUGUGGAGUUCAGACUGAUCAAGGACACAAGAUCUUCAUCACACGAGUCCUGGUCAGCGUUACAGAUACGGUUGGUCCUGCUGCUGGUUGGCCAGUCUGGAUGGGGAUCACUGUGGCAUGUGUAACAUUCAUCAUCAUCAUAAUCAUCAUCAUCGUGCUGUAUAAAAUUCAGAAGAAAAGGAUAAACUGUAGAUCUGCAAUAGACGAGUAUGAGAACUAUCCUAGAACUGAUCCUAGAACUGAUCCCAGAACUGAUCCCAGAACUGAUCCCAGAACUGAUCCCAGAACUGAUCCCAGAACUGAUCCUAGAACUGAUCCCAGAACUGAUCCCAGAACUGAUCCCAGAACUGAUCCCAGAACUGAUCCCAGUGAAGACACAUAUACAUCUCUUGAUCUCAACACCAGAUCAUCUGACCUGUACGACACACUCACAACUGUCCAUCCCAGACCUGCUGUUCACCAGUAGGGUUUUUCUGGAUAUGAGAAUCUGUCAAUUUCUCAAGUCUUCUCAAUUU
This is a messenger RNA of Pimephales promelas (fathead minnow), 1579 nucleotides long. The record is from RefSeq and is a predicted model, not a curated record. Lineage: Eukaryota; Metazoa; Chordata; Actinopteri; Cypriniformes; Leuciscidae.